AUGAAGCUUGAGGAUCCGGAAUUAGCCCAUCAUCUUACGUUGAAGCAUCCGCUCGACAGAGUACGGGACUGGUUUUCCGGGGUCCGGUCCGGGGAAUCGUAUUACGGCUUACUCCAAGGCAACGGAGAUGGUUCAUCGACGAACCUCCCGAUUGAAGAAUCAAGGAGAUCACCUUUCUCAAGACUUUCAACCAGUUCGCGUCCUAGCAGAUCAAAGGCUUUUUUCUGGUUGUUGGUACCAUCAUAUAUCGCUCGCAUCUUUGGCCACGCCACGGCAAACUCGACCAUCCCAGCGCCGAACAAAACAUCGUAUUUGAAUGGCCUUCGCGGCAUCGCAUCACUCAUCGUUGCCCUUCAGCAUACGAUAGACGGAGAUUACCCGCUUAUACAUCGUGCAUGGGGCGAUGGCGAAGAAAGUGUCUACGUGGUCCAGCUCCCAUUCGUUCGCCUCAUACAUAGCGGAGUAUUUAUGGUAUCGGUCUUCUUUGUUAUCAGUGGAUUUGCUCUUACAUACGGGCCUCUAAGCAAGUCUUACACACUACAGACCAGUCAAGGCGCACAAGGAGCCAACCCCAUCAGUUCUUUUCCGUCUAGCAUAUUCCGACGUCCGUUCCGGCUCUUCCUCCCAACCAUACCUAUCAUCGCGGUCUCGACCGCCUUGAUUCCCUUUGGCGCAUUUUACGCCCUUAAUAGCACCGAAGCUAUGGACCCUGUCGCCGUCGGAUUCUGGGGCCACGUAUACUACGUUUGGACAACACUGGUAACCAUCAUUACCUCUGGCUCGGCCAACACUGUUAUGCCUCAGGCUUGGACCUUGGCAGCCGAGUAUCAAGGAUCUUUGCUAGUAUUCCUAACCUGCAUGGCCUUCAUCAGAAUGUCGCCUACGAUCCGAUUGCCAGCCACCUUCCUACUGCUCAUCUACUCCUUCAACCUUCAGAGAAUGGCGAACUGUAUGUUCAUCUCAGGCAUGUUCAUUGCUGAUUUCCGCCAUUUCCGGGCAAAUCUUCCAGAGUUACCAAGAAUGGUACGUUUGGUCGUCACCGUCACAUCGUGGCUGCUGCUUGUGCCCAUUAUCUUCUUGGGGUGCUGGCCGAUGCAUGGCGACGCCACCCAAGCCCCGAUUUAUUCAUGGUUUAUUGGAUUCAACACUUUUGGUUUCGGAGUGCAAUCGUUCUUCCAAGGCACAUGUGCUAUAGCUCUGGUCUUAGUAUUGGAGAACCUACCUGUCUUACAGCGCGUUCUCAAUACAAAGCCGGCAUUGUACCUGGGAGAAGUUAGCUUCAGUUUCUAUUUGAUUCAUUGGGGGUGUGGUAAGAACUUCCUUAGUUAUGGUCUGAAGCUUAAGAUGCUGGCAGCCGGGUAUAGCCUGAUUGUUUCGUGGAGCACACUUUUUGUCAUCGCCAUGCUAUCGAUCAUGCUGCUCGGAGAUCUUCAUUGGCGUCUCGUGGAUCAGAAGUCAGUGCAAUUUUCGCAUUGGCUAGCCAAGAGACUUGGGGUAUCGUAG
This is a messenger RNA of Colletotrichum godetiae, 1503 nucleotides long. Its product is annotated as acyltransferase family-domain-containing protein. NCBI's taxonomy places the organism in Eukaryota, Fungi, Ascomycota, Sordariomycetes, Glomerellales, Glomerellaceae. Gene Ontology annotation, cellular component: membrane. Gene Ontology annotation, biological process: polysaccharide biosynthetic process. The record is from RefSeq and is a predicted model, not a curated record. The transcript is spliced from 2 exons. The coding region runs from base 1 to 1503 and encodes 500 amino acids. Gene Ontology annotation, molecular function: acyltransferase activity, transferring groups other than amino-acyl groups.